AUGGUUUCUCUAAGCGGAGAAAGGCGUUCUAUUCCUAAACGUAAUAUUAGAACCCAUUCUUGUCGCCCUACUUUUGUACUUUCUUGCUUGUUUGCUUUAUUUGUUGCUUUUAUUGCGCAUUUUUGGUUCUUCCUACCAGUUAAACAGCCUUCUUCUCCUGAAGAAAAUCUUGUUGUAUGGAUUAAACAUCCUCAACAUACCGACCCUGUCAAAGUUCACGUACCAUAUAAUGCCGACGUUGCAGACGUCAAGAAAGUUGUAAAACAAGAAUUACAACCUGCGCUUGAUAAAGAGAGUCUUGGCAAUGUAGUGAUUUUGAGCCCAAAGCUUGGUCGACUAGAUCCUCGCACACUAAUUAGAAAAGUUGCGGUGGAUACAAAUGAACAUUUAAUUGUUUUUGUGGAUAAUCUUGAUUCAAAACUAUUUCUCAAGCGGCUCACUAAUGAUCAACUUCCACUACAAGUCAAUGCUCCCUUAUGUCUCAUAAACGAUGAGGCUUAUAUAGUCGUGGUAAAAGUGCUCAUGGGGCAAUAUUCGCAACAAGAUGUCGUCGCUUUGAAAAACAAUCUUUGCGACUCAAGCAUUGAAAGUUGGAGUUCUAAAUAUUCGUAUACUAGCCGGUAA
This is a messenger RNA of Dentiscutata heterogama, 624 nucleotides long. The record is from the annotation of a GenBank genome assembly. Lineage: Eukaryota; Fungi; Glomeromycota; Glomeromycetes; Diversisporales; Gigasporaceae.